UGUCUUUGUUUUCAUCAUAAAUCCCUGUUGUAUCAUUCUGAAUCCAAACAGGACACCCUUGCUCCUCAGCACUCAUUCUGUCUGACGUUGAUGUCUGCCUUCGGGGAGAGUCUGAUGUGAGUGAAUUGGUAGACUGAAGAGAGGCAGUUGAGCACUUCGCCUACUGGGGCCACAGGCUUUUAAUCUUGAGCAUCACUCAACCAACAUUUGUCUUAAAAAUGGCAGGAGCAAUAAUAGAGAACAUGAGCACAAAGAAGCUAGUCAUCUUUGGUUUCUUUUUUCUUCUUGUCCAAAUUAUUUCAAUCAUGGUUGGAGCAUUCAUCGCUCCCAGUCCCACCAGUGCAAUCCGCUACCUGGCCACCAAAUGCAUUAAUCGCCACAGGACGCCUGGCUGGCUCAUGCCAUGGGGAUCAAACCGGUGCCAGCAGAUCCACAGUUUUGACGAGCCUCUUGCUAAACUUCUGGAUGCAAAUGACAUAGUGUUUAGUGUGCAUGUUCCUCUUCCUAACAAGGAGAUGAGCCCCUGGUUUCAGUACAUGCUGGCUGUCUUACAGUUUGACAUCGCAUUCAAAAUGAUCAAUCAGAUUGAGGAAGAUGUCACCAUCACUAUUGAUGCUGGUCUGGCACACAGGGAUGAUCUCAGAUCAGAGUGGACCCUGAAGUAUCACUCUGUUGAGCAGCGGCCACUAAAGUGCAGCUUUGAAAUCCCUAAGACAUAUGAAAAUGAAGGCCGCUUUUAUCAGUGUGAGCCCGUACCAUUCAUGGAACUGGGAACUGUGGCACAUAAAUAUUUUCUCAUUAACCUGCGCCUGCCUGUGAAUGACACAGUGAACGUCGGUAUAGGAGACAUAAAAGACGUCCAUAUUGUGGGCAUUCACCAGAAUGGAGGCUUCACUAAAGUGUGGAUCAGCAUCAAGACAGCGUUCACUCCCUGGAUCUUCAUAGAAACAGUUUGGUACUGGCACAGGAUCAGCCUCAUGGCAAGACCUCCAGUGCUCUUGGAAAAGGUGAUUUUUGCUCUGGGCAUCUCCAUGACUUUCCUGAACGUGCCGCUGGAGUGGCUCUCUUUUGGCUUCGAGUGGACGUGGAUGCUGCUGCUUGAAGAUGUCCAGCAAGGCGUCUUCUACUCCAUCCUCUUCUGUUUCUGGAUCGUCUUCUGUGGUGAACAUCUCAUGGACCAACGUCAGAGGAACCGCCUCUCAGCGUACUGGUGGCAGGUUGGGCUUGUGAUGUUUGGCUCAUCUGUUCUCCUCAUAUUUGACCUGAGUGAAAGGGGGGUGCAUUUGACCAACCCUUUCUACAGUGUUUGGGCAUCGGAGGUAGGGACAAAUGUGGCAAAAACUUUCAUUAUUGUGGCAGGGAUUUCUGUUUGUCUGUAUUUCUUCUCCCUCUGUGGCAUGGUACGUUGUGUGUUCAGGAACAUUGGUGGGAAAAUACAGCAACUUCCUGCAAUGCCCGAGGCUAGAAGACGUCAUUACAAGGGGAUAAUCUUCAGAUUUAAGUUUCUAAUGCUGGUCACUUUAAUAUGUGCAGCCAUGACUGUCGUCUUCUUCAUUUUAAACCAAGUCAGUGAAGGUCACUGGCACUGGGGAGACUACACUCUGCAGGUCCACAGUGCUUUCCUCACAGGCAUCUACGGCAUGUGGAACCUUUACGUGUUCACCAUCAUCUUCCUCUAUGCUCCCUCCCACAAGUACAGACGGAGAGACAGCCAACAAACGGAUAUGCUGGAGAAGCUGGAAAGUCAAGAGACUGAGCUGACACGUGGGGAGCAGGGGCCCACAGAGACUUACAGGAUCACUGGUAAGGUGGCUGAGGAGUAG
Molecule: messenger RNA, 1823 nt
Organism: Cheilinus undulatus (humphead wrasse)
Lineage: Eukaryota; Metazoa; Chordata; Actinopteri; Labriformes; Labridae
Product: protein wntless homolog
Exons: 12
Coding region: 219-1823 (534 amino acids)
Biological process (GO): Wnt signaling pathway; intracellular protein transport; Wnt protein secretion
Cellular component (GO): endomembrane system; organelle membrane
Molecular function (GO): Wnt-protein binding
Source: RefSeq, a predicted model, not a curated record